CUGAUUUUAUUUUUUGUUUACACAUCAUUACGCGUUUAUUACUGGCUAAUGAAAAAAAUAAAUAAACUCCAAACCGACGUUUUAUUUUUUUUUAAUUCAAGAAAACUUAUGAGCAUACAGUCAACUGAUCUCUGGGCGUCAAAGUUUAAAUAUUGUAACUAUAACGAUAAGUAAAUCUCAGCUGAUAUCUUUUCAUUUCAGUCCGCUGCAGUGCAGCUGCAAGUAUCAGCGACAGCAACAGCACAUGUCAACAUUGUCAGCAGCUAAAAUAGUAUUCAAAAUCCUGUCUGCACGUGUAAGUAGGUAUUCGUGGUUUUUUUCCUUCAGUUUUUUGUAUAUCUUGCACACAGGAUCUGUGUGUGUCGGAGGUAUACGUGUUGUUAGUUGUGACUAAUUGUGCUCGACUAUCAGUUAUUACGUUGUAUGAUCACAUGAUAAGGCGUGCAAGUCAUCAUUAUCAUAGGAAGUGGCCGCUGACAGUAGCAAUCGAAAUCUUGUUAUUACGUUGUGGUUUGACGAGCAACGGUUGUAAAAAUUUUUAUUUGCGAAAUUAUUGUUUUUUUGUAACGAUGUCGUUUGACAAGUGUCUCUUUAGCACUGGAAACAUUCUCUCUUUGAAUGAGCUGAAGAAAAAAGCAGGUCUUAAUUCUGGUGAGGAGCUGAUUGAAGCAUUGAAAAUCACUUCUAAAAUUUCUCAAGGCCAAGGUGAUGCUUUAGAUAAUUGCAAUGAUGCAGACACAAGUUCAGAAAACGUGGAUAGGAAGGAGAUGAAAAUUACUGCCAAGAUCUUUCUGUCAACAUCAGAUUCAAAAGCUUUGCAGGAAGCCCUUGAUCAAGUGUGUGAAAUUUUAAAAACUGAUACAAUAGAAUCAUUAGUAAUAGUUCUCAACAAAUCGGAUAACGCUGAUGAUUUGUUGCCGUCACUACAACGUUUGUGGACAAUCAUUGAAGAGUAUUCCAAAAAUGGGAAGUUGAUGAGUGUGGGAGUUAGUGAUAUGGAUACAGAAAAAUUCAUUCAACUGUACAAUUGGACAAACGUAAAGCCAAAUAUAAUUCAAAUUAAUCUAGCAACGUGCUGUGUUGUACCACCAGCUCUUCAAGAGUUUACAAAACAAAACGACAUUCAACUAUUGACACACAGUGAUCCAAACCCAAUUCUCACAANCAAACUAUAUAUAUUUUCUUACUUUGAUAAAUGGUACUCGUACUGUGCACAAAUUCCGAGCACAAUGUUGCUUAUACCCUGCAUCGAAAAAUGUCAACCCAAUAACGCCAAAAACGCCUUUUUUAACGCACCGUGUUGUGUUCAACCUGAAAAAUCAUCAAUGUAG
Molecule: messenger RNA, 1331 nt
Organism: Copidosoma floridanum
Lineage: Eukaryota; Metazoa; Arthropoda; Insecta; Hymenoptera; Encyrtidae
Gene: Gclm
Product: Glutamate-cysteine ligase modifier subunit
Biological process (GO): glutathione biosynthetic process
Cellular component (GO): glutamate-cysteine ligase complex
Molecular function (GO): glutamate-cysteine ligase catalytic subunit binding; enzyme regulator activity
Source: RefSeq, a predicted model, not a curated record